AUGCUGGCCGAAACCGAAAACCCCGUCAGCAACGGAGAUCCACCGAAGCUCCGGGCUGCUUGUGAAAAUUGCAGACAGUCGAAGGUGAAAUGUAACCUAUCUGGGAAGGACACCUGCAUUCGCUGUAUGCGUCAUGGGCUGCCCUGUCGGUAUCGCGUCGCCAAUCGUUCUGGGAAGCCAAAAGGGAGCAAGAAUCGGGCCACGCUGCGAAAACUUGGGCAGUUGCAAGACGAGAAGAAGCCUACAAUACCUGCCAACGGAUGGGUAGAAUCGGUAGCCAAAGGACAACCGCCUCGUGUCAGCUAUGAUACUGACAACGGGGUCGACGCAACGAGUACGCAAAGCACGAGCCCAGCCAGUCAGUCCAGAAGCCCUGAUAGCCACGGGGCGAAUAUGACUGACACGACGCUGCUGACCGAUCCAACCAUGGAGUAUCCGUCAAUAGGGGAGACGUUGGCCCCUAUGUUCAAUCCCUCCAUGUCACCACCAUUCCUUCCAAAAGAGUUCAUCUCCCGGGGCUUCACCGGCUGCCCGCUCGCCGUCCACAUCCCCAACCCAUUACAGCCCUGUGAAUGCACCAAUGCACUCCUAUACAACGUAAAUCAGAUCCGGACCAUGCUGGCAGACAGCAUGCAUCUACGGCUGGACCAGAUUUUACAGGGCAUCAAGAUCGCAUUGACCCUCUUCGAGUAUUGGACAUCGUAUGAGCUCUCAUCCGCGCCGGCUGGCGGCCACAACAUGAUCGUCCCCUACGGCGACUACGAGAUGGGCCCGGACGAGACGCGCCGGAUCCGCCGGUACCUCAUCCGAGGACGGGCCAUGCAGUGCCGAGAGGUACUGGGACUGCUCAAGGACGCAGUUGAGAUGAGCCGACAUCUGAGUCCCGAGCUCCGGGAGCUCAAUGGGACGGACGGAUUGGAGGUGGAAUGGUUCCAGCAGAUGCUGGGGGGUUAUGAUACGAUGGUGGAUACGAUUUUACGAGCGAUGUCGGAUAAUCUGUGCACGUAG
Messenger RNA from Aspergillus niger, 1008 nucleotides. RefSeq lists its product as uncharacterized. Gene Ontology annotation, cellular component: nucleus. Gene Ontology annotation, biological process: regulation of DNA-templated transcription. The transcript is spliced from 3 exons. The coding region runs from base 1 to 1008 and encodes 335 amino acids. Gene Ontology annotation, molecular function: DNA-binding transcription factor activity, RNA polymerase II-specific; zinc ion binding. NCBI's taxonomy places the organism in Eukaryota, Fungi, Ascomycota, Eurotiomycetes, Eurotiales, Aspergillaceae. The record is from RefSeq and is a predicted model, not a curated record.